UGCUGACUCGUUCUUUGACAGAGGAAGGAAGAGGAAUCUAGCCAGCCGCCGACAGCGGGUUGCAUUUGAUAAUUCAAUUUUCUUUGUGUCUGUGGGGUUUGAAAACACGGAAUUAUGUCGAAGAACACAGUGUCCGAUCGUUUCAGGAAAGUGGAUGUGGACGAAUACGACGAGAACAAGUUUGUGGACGAAGAGGAUGGGGGCGAGAAUCAACUGGGGCCAGAUGAGGCAGAAGUUGACUCCCUCAUCAGACAGGGAAACCUGAUGGAUGCCUUGCAAGCCGUGCUGAAGAACCCUCCUAUCAACACCAAGAACCAGAACGUCAAAGACCGUGCUGAGGGCCUGGUCCUGAAGGUGCUGAGCUCCUUUAAGAGCAGUGACAUUGAGAAGGCCGUGCAGUCUCUGGACAAGGGCUCUGUGGACCUGCUGAUGAAGUACAUCUACAAGGGCUUCGAGAGGCCCUCGGAGAACAGCAGCGCCGUACUGCUGCAGUGGCACGAGAAGGCUCUGUCAGCAGGAGGGGUUGGCUGCAUAGUGAGGGUACUGACUGCCAGGAAGACCGUUUAACCAGCUGGCAAGAUGCUCUCUCUCAGAUACACACAGACACACACACACACACACACACACAGGUGCAGAUACACACAGGAGUAUGAGCUGGUACUUACAGGGUCCUGUGGAGUAUUGCCCCCUAUUCAUAUCUAUUCCUGCUCUCUUUAGUUUCCAAGCUAUUUAACAGCCAUUUCACACACACACACACACACACACACACACACACACACACACACACACACACACACACACACACACACACACACACACACACACACACACACACACACACACACACACACACAGAGAAUCAUGCCUCGUUGAGUUUUAAGGUCAUCUACGUCCCACAAAACACAUUCCCAUUCACACAUGAACACCAGUGCCAUCGCUUAUGUUUUGAAGCUUCGCUUCUCUCAGGAAACCCUCCUGGCUUGCCACCUUAAAGAAACACCUCAUCAGGUCUUACUGAUGUUUUUUCCCCCUUUCUUUUACACCCUAUUUUUUUUAAAACAAACCCAUUGGAGUUGGACUUCGAACUCUUGCUUGAUCUAAACCCACAGCAUCCUAAUCCGUGCAGUUCUGGAAUCUGGGUGGUAGUGGGCUGUGUCAAGUCGGCCUGCCCUCUUUCGCAUCUCUCCACCAACCACAGACAUUGCCAUGCUCCUCUGCACCAAUAAGGACAAGUCAUCACCUGUCAUCAUUAUCUCCUCAGAAGAGAUUGGCCAAGGGUUUGGGACUUUGCACUCAAUGGGCCUUGUGCUGUCUUCCCUUGCCUGUUCACCCUACCCCCAUGUUCAACUGGGCUCGACCAGUACUUGUUGAUUAUCUUAAGGUGCCAGUGUUGAGAUUUUGUUUUCUGCCUGACUGACCAGGCACGCCCUUCUGAGAUGGUGGGCAAGGUGUUUCUGUCCCUCUCUGUCUCUGUCUAUCUCUUAAUAUUUGUCUAUCUCUCCAUUUCUCUGUCUUUUUAUUUGUCUCUCUAUGUUGUUUCCUCUGCACAAACAGACUGGGUACCUCUUCCAGAGUAAUAUAACAUCUUAACCUGACCUCUAACACAGGAGGCGUACUUCCUGUAUAUACAUAUAGAAACAACCAAUCCAGUCGCAACGGUUUUGUAGAAUUCAGAAGGUUUGGUUUCCAUUGAGUGGCUCUUGUGUGGUCCAGGGCGAGGGUUUGAGGGCUGCAGGUUGGUUUGGGCUUGGAUUAAUUUACUAGAGCAACAAUCACUAAAAUGCACAAUCUGGUGUGCAGUGGAGUGGCGCAUAAGACUGGCCAGACAGGGAUUGAGAUUAAGAAGCAGGAUUGGAGGGGGAUGGGUUAGGGGAGUUGGGGGGGGUUAGAUUGCCGGUGUGUAUCUGAUGAUUUGGGAUUAGGAUUAAUGGUGGUGGUGCUUUGCUCUCUUCUCAUUACAACCACCUCACUCUGGUUUAUAAUCCGGGGGGCUCCCACUACGCACUAGUAGGGCAUUAGCGAGACUCAAUUUGAACUAAUAGAUCUCCUAGACCUCAUCAGUUCUAUGCUACGCAACAUCUACCUGUGCACAACAAACACACGCACCGAGAAACACCUAUUGAUGUAAAAUCAACCUUUUGUAUUACCAUUAUUAUAACAAUGUGUAUUUUACGUUUCAGUUUGUUUUGGGGUAAUGUUGCGUUGCCUGGAAACCUGCCUGUAGUGGUGUUUCCAGGUAUCGUGACUUCACAACCUGUACAGAGUGAGAUGUACAGUAAUCUCUUAAAACUAAUGGCGUUACGCGAUUGACACGGCUUUGGGGCAGUGUGCAUUGUACCGGUAACUGUCUCUCCGGGUUAAAGACCGUGGUUGUGCUUGAUUGGAUCUUCUGACAUACGUGACCUACAGGUCAGCGGUGCCGUGGAAUUCACUCUCUGCGCUCUUCCUGCCCAUGGCUGUAUUGGCCAUUACAAAUGCAGACACAGGAGCGUCCAUGUUUUGUCUGUCUGCCUCUGAUGCUCUUAUUGUGACUUUGGGCCACAUUCCUUUAUGCUGUGUUCUUAUACGUAAAUGAUUUUUUUAAAUGACUAUCAUGUCUUUUUAUUAGUGGAAUUUCUUUUCUUUUCUUUGUCUUUUUUUAUUUACUUUUCCUGCAACCUUUCCACAGUGCACUUCCUACACAACAGCCAUUGCAGGCAGACCUGUCAUGAUCAUAUGACCAAAUGAAAAAGGAGGAACAAAACAAGUACAACUAAUCAAUCGCAGAAAAAACAGAUACCAAACUGGUGUAAAAAUUGCCUUACGUAAUAUUCCUUUUUUAUGUUUGUGCUUUUUGUGGUGGUAAUAAACAAAGAUUUAUACGUAUGUA
Messenger RNA from Engraulis encrasicolus (European anchovy), 2869 nucleotides. RefSeq names its product actin related protein 2/3 complex, subunit 5B (gene arpc5b). The transcript has 4 exons. Lineage: Eukaryota; Metazoa; Chordata; Actinopteri; Clupeiformes; Engraulidae. The record is from RefSeq and is a predicted model, not a curated record. Bases 115 to 567 code for a protein of 150 amino acids. Gene Ontology annotation, molecular function: actin filament binding. Gene Ontology annotation, biological process: regulation of actin filament polymerization; cell migration; Arp2/3 complex-mediated actin nucleation. Gene Ontology annotation, cellular component: actin cytoskeleton; Arp2/3 protein complex; cytoplasm.